CCUUUCAAGGUCCCUUCCAGUUCUAGGAGAUGGGAUAUUAAAAAAUCCUUGUACCUUGGGGUGAUUGGCUUUAUUGCCUGUCAUCUUUACUGCAGGCUGUUCGGGGACACCUGCCCCCUGGUGUCUCUCUCCUGCUUCCAGACCCCUCAGCGAAUCCCACAUGAUGAAGCUGUCAGACAAGAAUUCAGACCUACGAAAGUUGGGGACUCCUUUGGACCCACGUGGUGGACCUGCUGGUUUAAAGUGGAGCUUAGCAUCCCCAGAGAAUGGGCGGGGAAGGAAGUGCAUCUCCUGUGGGAAAGCGAUGGGGAAGGGAUGGUGUGGAGGGAUGCGCAGCCGGUUCAGGGUUUGACUAAAGAAGGGGAGAAGAACAGCUAUAUCCUGACAGAUGGCCUCAAGGAGACGGAGCCUCACAGUCUGACUGUCUACGUGGAAGUUGCCUGCAAUGGUCUCUUUGGGGCUGGAAAAGGCAGCCUGAUUGCACCUCCUGACCCUGACAAGAAGUUCACCCUGAACAAGGCAGAGCUUGUGGUCUUUAACAGGGAUGUCCAUGAGCUGCUGGUAGAUUUUGAGAUACUAGUGGACAUGGCCAAGCUCCUUGGGGAGGAAAACCAGCGGAGCUUCCAGGCACUGUACGUGGCCAAUCAGAUGGUUAACCUGCUUGAUGUCACGGACUCCUGUACCUUCCCUGCAGUGCGUCACCUCGCCUCUUCCAUCUUCAGCCAGAAGAAUGGCGAGAGCCAGCACACCAUCCAUGCUAUGGGCCACUGCCACAUCGAUUCUGCCUGGCUGUGGCCAUACGAGGAGUCUAUCCGCAAGUGUGCUCGCAGCUGGGUGACCGUCAUACGCCUGAUGGAGAAGAACCCGGAGUUCACGUUUGUCUGCUCGCAGGCCCAGCAGUUUGAAUGGGUGAGGAACUGGUAUCCUGGGUUGUACGCUCAGAUUCAGGACUAUGCCAAAGAGGGACGAUUCAUACCUGUUGGUGGCACCUGGGUAGAAAUGGAUGGGAAUCUUCCCAGUGGUGAAUCAAUGGUGCGUCAGUUCCUGCAGGGACAGCGGUUUUUCCAGCAGCAGUUUGGGAAGCUUUGCUCGGAGGUACGUGUUCCUCCUCGGUGGAUCCCCUCUACAUGUUCCCUCUCUGGGGGUGGCGGAGGUGAUCCAUGUGGUCCCUUUAUGAUGAAAACCAUGAACAACAACAGAGACAAAGGCCGUGUGAACCACAGUGCCGCUCUCUUUGGGUUUGGAGAUGGAGGAGGUGGCCCGACCCAGAAGAUGCUGGACAGGCUGAAGAGAAUGAGUGAUACAAAUGGGCUACCCAGGGUUCAGAUGUCCACACCUGACCGGUUUUUCUCUAUGCUGGAGAAGGAGAAGACCCAGCUGUUCACCUGGAUAGGAGAACUGUUCCUGGAGCUACACAACGGCACUUAUACCACCCAGACCCAGAUAAAGAAAGGGAAUCGGGAGUGUGAGCGGAUACUCCAUGAUGCUGAAGUACUGAGUAGUUUUGCUCUGACCCAGAAAAAUACUUUCCAGUAUCCUUCCAUCAAACUGCAGCAUCUCUGGAGGCUGCUGCUCCUGAAUCAGUUCCACGACGUGUUGCCGGGCAGUUGUAUCCAGCUAGUUGUGGAGGAUGCCAUGAGAUACUAGGCAGAAAUCCGUAGCAUGGGUGGUCUCCUCAUUAAAGAUGCUGUUUGGUCCUUGUUUGGAGAACUUUUGCCGACUGGUCCCGAGACAGCAGAAAGCCUCCUUGUUCUGAACACUUUGCCCUGGGAACGGACUGAAGUCGUCUCCAGGACUGGAGCAAAGACCUUAGCCCUGGUGAAGGUGCCUAGCAUGGGCUGCUCUGCCGUGGAGGAUUCAUUAACACCCCCUCAUCCCGUGACGGUGACAAAACAGGCAGAUGGCUCUGUGACCAUGGAGAAUGGGGUUAUCGCGGCUCACCUGGACUCCAUGGGGCGCGUGAUGUCGCUUCGCUUAGUGCACUCGGGGAGAGAGUCAGUCCAGGAUGGUCACUGCGCUAACCAGUUUGUGAUAUUUGAUGAUGUUCCCUUGUACUGGGAUGCUUGGGACGUGAUGGAUUAUCACCUGGAAACCAGGAAGCCAAUCACAACCCUUCUGAAGCCUCUGGAGAUUGUCCUGGCUGGGGGCCUGCGAGGAAGUGUGAAAUUCUCUCUGCAGAUCAGUGAGCGGAGUGUCAUCACCCAAGAAGUCAUCCUGGAUGCCAUGUGUCCUUAUCUUCGAUUCCUGACCCAGGUUGACUGGAAUGAGGCUCACCGAUUCCUGAAGGUGGAGUUCCCAUUGCAGGUUCGGAGCAUGAAUGCAACGUAUGAGAUUCAGCUUGGGCACCUGCAGAGGCCGACGCACUGGAACACGUCUUGGGACUGGGCUCGGUUCGAGGUGUGGAGUCACAAGUGGAUGGACCUGUCUGAGCACGGCUUCGGGGUGGCAUUGCUGAACGACUGCAAAUACGGCGCGUCGGUGCACAAGAACGUGAUGAGCCUCUCGCUGCUGAGAGCGCCAAAGUCACCAGAUGCCACUGCAGAUAUUGGACCCCAUGAGUUCACCUAUGCCGUGAUGCCUCACAGGGGUUCCUUCCAGGAGGCGGGUGUGAUCCAUUAUGCUUACAACUUGAACUUCCCUCUGCACACCGUGCCAGCUGUGUCAGCGCAGUGUCCAGCCUGGAGUGCCUUCUCUGUGCAUUCACCAGCUGUUGUGCUAGAAACCGUCAAACAGGCUGAGGACAGGCUGGACGGGCUGGUGGUCAGGCUGUAUGAGUCACAUGGCAGCACUGUGGUCACGUGGCUCCAGACCUCCCUUCCUGUGAAGGAAGCAAUCAGCUGUGACCUCCUGGAACGGCCAGACCUGAGCAGCCAUCUGCCGCUAGAGGAGCAUGGCCUGAAGCUUUCCUUUACGCCAUUCCAAGUGCGCUCUGUCCUCUUGAUCUUGAGGCAGUAAGAGGGCUACUGCUACUGGCAGCCCAGCCCCUAUCCCGGAACCAGACAGAAAUCACCGUGCUCUGGGCGAUUCACUAGCUUCUCAAAUCAUGGACACGUCGAUUCCAGCACUGUGGCUACCCAGUGGGAUAGUAAGGAGUUGCCCCUUCUCAGUGUGCGCCAAGGGUCGGUGUCAGGACAGAGAUCAGAAGCAUCUGGGCUCAAGUCAGCGCUGAUUCUGAGUGUAAAUGCCUGACGGUGGGCCAUGGCCUUAGUAAUGCCGGGGGGUGGGGAUCACAGAGCUGGUGGUGUACUGGCUUAACCCACAUGUGGACAUCCUGAAUAGAAUCCUGUCCCUUUCAGGGGAGUGGUGCUGGGGUUUGAGCCUUGAUAAUGGCAGAAUCGGUUCUUUUUAUUGCGUGUCCUACAACUCUAACAGUCCUGUGCUUCCCUGUUUGCAGGCACUUUACUGUUUCUGCAGACACGCAGCGUCUUUUUGCCUGGUCUUUCUGUAAAAACUGAGCAUUAAACACUGAAUCACGUGCUGAGUAAA
Messenger RNA from Chrysemys picta bellii (western painted turtle), 3486 nucleotides. Lineage: Eukaryota; Metazoa; Chordata; Testudines; Emydidae. The record is from RefSeq and is a predicted model, not a curated record.